CUCCCUCUCUCAAUGGAUUCAAGUUCCUCUACCCUUAUGUUAAGCCCUCCUCCAUUAGAGCUUAAGGAACAAAGGGAACAACACAAUGCUGGGUAUGUGAGUUUUGAUUCAUCUUUGUUAAGAAAACAACCAAAAAUACCAAGAGAGUUCCAUUGGCCUCAUAGAGACUUAGGGGGUUAUGCUCAAGAAGAGCUAAAAGAACCCUUAAUAGAUCUCCAAGGCUUCUUCUUAGGUGACCAAGUUGAAACAAAACAAGCAGCUGAGCUGAUUAGGGAUGCUUGUAUGAACCAUGGUUUCUUCCAAGUUAUCAACCAUGGUGUUGAUGCUGAUCUCAUUCGUCAAGCUCAUGUUCACUUGAAUUCUUUCUUCAAUCUACCCAUUAACAAGAAGCUCAAAGCUCGAAGAUUGCCCGGUAGCAUGUGGGGUUACUCCGGCGCCCACGCCGACCGCUUCUCGUCGAAAUUGCCAUGGAAGGAGACACUCUCCUUUGCUUCUCAUCAGCCUCCUAUGGUGGUAAACUACUUCAAAUCCCUCUUGGGGGAAGAUUUUGAACAAACAGGGUUGGUGUAUCAAAGAUAUUGUGAAGCAAUGAAGGAGUUAUCUCUAGUUAUAAUGGAGCUAUUGGGUAUUAGUUUGGGAAUAAUAGAUCGUUUGCAUUAUAAGAGAUUCUUCCAAGAUAGUAGCUCUAUAAUGAGAUGUAAUUACUACCCACCUUGUCAAGAACCAGGUCGAACACUUGGAACUGGUCCUCAUUGUGAUCCAACUUCUCUAACCAUACUUCAUCAAGAUGAAGUUGGAGGUCUUGAAGUAUAUGCUCAUAACAAAUGGAAAUCUGUUCGACCAAGAAAUGAUGCUUUUGUUAUUAACAUUGGUGAUACCUUUAUGGCAUUAUCAAAUGGGAGGUAUAAGAGUUGCUUACAUAGGGCAGUGGUGAAUAGAUACACAGAGAGAAGAUCACUGGCUUUCUUUCUAUGUCCAAAAGAAGACAAAGUGGUGAGACCUCCAGAGGAUCUUAUGGGUAAAGAAGGGCCCCCAAGAAAGUACCCUGAUUUCACAUGGUCAAAUCUGCUAGAAUUUACUCAAAAUCACUAUAGAGCUGAUGUUGCAACACUCCAAAGUUUCACCCACUGGUUCUUAUCUUCCAAACAACCCUAAAACUAGCUCUGAGGGCCUUCUUUGGAUCCUUCUCAUCUCUUUUUUCUUUUUUUCUCUC
Messenger RNA from Telopea speciosissima, 1213 nucleotides. Its product is annotated as gibberellin 20 oxidase 1-D-like. The record is from RefSeq and is a predicted model, not a curated record. The transcript has 3 exons. Bases 13 to 1155 code for a protein of 380 amino acids. Gene Ontology annotation, biological process: flower development; unidimensional cell growth; gibberellin biosynthetic process. Gene Ontology annotation, molecular function: gibberellin 20-oxidase activity. Lineage: Eukaryota; Viridiplantae; Streptophyta; Magnoliopsida; Proteales; Proteaceae.